CCCAUUUCCUCCAAGUCACCGGCUCACAGCUAAGGAAGUGUUUGAUAAUGAUGGCAAGCCACGUGUGGAUAUCUUAAAGGCACACCUUAUGAAAGAAGGGAGACUGGAAGAAAGUGUGGCAUUGAGAAUAAUAACAGAGGGAGCUUCAAUUCUUCGUCAAGAAAAAAAUUUGCUGGACAUAGAUGCACCAGUCACAGUUUGUGGAGACAUCCAUGGCCAAUUCUUUGACUUGAUGAAACUGUUUGAAGUGGGAGGUUCUCCUGCCAAUACACGGUAUCUCUUCCUGGGGGACUACGUGGAUAGAGGGUACUUCAGCAUUGAAUGUGUGCUGUACUUGUGGGCCUUGAAAAUCCUUUACCCCAAAACACUGUUUUUACUUCGUGGGAAUCAUGAAUGUAGACAUUUAACAGAGUAUUUCACAUUUAAGCAAGAAUGUAAAAUCAAAUAUUCAGAACGAGUAUAUGAUGCCUGCAUGGAUGCCUUUGACUGCCUUCCCUUGGCAGCUCUGAUGAAUCAACAGUUCCUGUGUGUACAUGGUGGCUUGUCUCCAGAGAUCAACACCCUAGAUGACAUCAGAAAAUUAGAUCGAUUCAAGGAACCACCUGCAUAUGGACCUAUGUGUGACAUCCUCUGGUCAGAUCCAUUGGAGGACUUUGGAAAUGAGAAGACUCAGGAACACUUCACUCACAACACAGUCAGGGGAUGCUCGUACUUCUACAGUUACCCUGCUGUGUGUGAAUUCCUACAGCACAAUAACUUGUUAUCUAUACUUCGAGCUCAUGAAGCCCAGGAUGCUGGGUAUCGCAUGUACAGGAAAAGCCAAACAACAGGCUUCCCUUCACUAAUCACAAUUUUUUCAGCACCAAACUAUCUAGAUGUAUACAAUAACAAAGCUGCAGUAUUGAAAUAUGAGAACAACGUUAUGAAUAUCAGGCAGUUCAACUGCUCCCCUCAUCCUUACUGGCUUCCAAAUUUCAUGGAUGUGUUUACCUGGUCCUUGCCAUUUGUGGGUGAGAAGGUGACAGAGAUGCUGGUGAAUGUGCUGAACAUCUGCUCGGAUGAUGAAUUAGGAACAGAAGAAGAUGGUUUUGAUGAUCCCAUUUAUGCACAAAAGAAAGGAGCAACAGCUGCUGCUCGAAAGGAGGUUAUAAGAAACAAGAUAAGAGCAAUAGGAAAAAUGGCUAGAGUUUUCUCAGUGCUAAGGGAGGAGAGUGAAAGUGUGCUGACACUGAAAGGGCUGACUCCCACAGGAAUGCUGCCCAGUGGUGUGCUUUCUGGAGGAAAACAAACACUGCAAAGCGCUACUGUUGAGGCUAUUGAGGCUGAUGAAGCUAUCAAAGGAUUUUCACCCCAGCAUAAGAUCACUAGCUUCGAAGAGGCCAAAGGCUUAGAUCGAAUUAAUGAGCGAAUGCCUCCGCGCAGAGAUGUGCCAUCUGAUGCCAACCUUAACUCCAUCAACAAGGCAAUCUCCACAGAGACUAAUGGCACUGACAGCAACGGCAGUAAUAGCAGCAAUAUUCAGUGACCGCUGCCCGGGCGCGGGGUGAGCUGCAGGGCGCGAUGGGGUUGCUGCGCAUUGGCAGUUGGAUGUUCUUGCCUCUGAUAAUAGCUUACUUGCUCUGGGGGCCGGGUGUUGGAUUCGGUUUACAAAAUCAUCUCCGAAGAGAUCGUAAACUUUAAUUUGGUGGGAGGGGGGUGGGGGAUAGACACCUCCUUUGGACAUGCCUUUAAAAUGCUUGUAGAAAAAUGAAAGCUAAUGCUGGUAUAUAUUGCAAAGUUAGGGGAAUGAACAUGUUUUCCUACUGCACUGGGAACUUCUAGAUAUGUUUCUGAAAGGCCUUUUGUUAUGUUACUGGACAUGAAAACUUUGUUUAAUUUCUUACUAACUAUUGUACGUUUACAGUUGCAGCACUAAACAUGGACGACAUCAAAGCAUUUUUAACAAAAUGUACAAACUAAAUAAGGACUAUUUAUUGAUAAUGUUUUGCUACUCUUGUCAGACAAUGGCUAUGAAAUAAAUUAGGCAAUCUUUAAAAAUAUAGAAAAAAAAAGAAAAAAAAAAGAAUAGUUGGAAAUUUGUUUAAAAUG
Molecule: messenger RNA, 2088 nt
Organism: Meleagris gallopavo (turkey)
Lineage: Eukaryota; Metazoa; Chordata; Aves; Galliformes; Phasianidae
Source: RefSeq, a predicted model, not a curated record